This is a messenger RNA of Nicotiana tabacum (common tobacco), 1394 nucleotides long. NCBI's taxonomy places the organism in Eukaryota, Viridiplantae, Streptophyta, Magnoliopsida, Solanales, Solanaceae. The record is from RefSeq and is a predicted model, not a curated record.
AGCCAAAACACUGGCUCCGCCUGUGCCUCUGGUACUGUGACCUCGUAUUUGUUUUGUUUGAGAUUUCUGGAAUUUGGAAAAGGAGGAUAUGAUUUCUGCAUCUUCUUUUUCGUUUUGUUUGCUUAAUGAGUAUAAAAGUAAUCAUCAUAUUCCCAUAUAUCAUAGAAGUUUAUAUCACUGACUUCAUCUCGUGGAAAAGAAAUUGGAGUGGGAGAUCAAUGGCAGCAAACAUUCAGUCUGUUUUAUCAGAUAUGGGCAUAACAUGGUUUUGGAUUUUGAAGCUAUCUGGCUACGAGAUGUUGAACUGUCUAUAAAAAGAUGUUCUUUUUUCUCAAUUCUAUCCUUAGAGUUGUCUUAUCUGAGCCUCUUCAUCCAGUUCUGAAAGAGUUACUCUGAGGUUACUAAACCUCUCUAUUGUACUUCACUACUACACCUCCCACCAAGGCAUGGCAACAGACACGAAAGAUUUAUUUUUUAACAGUGCAAGGAGAUUUUCUACUUUGAAACGACAAGAAAUCUGUUCUGCCCUUCGGUACAAGUGAGCGUUUUAGGAUAAAUCGGGUAGUUUUCAUUCACACUUGUCAUAUUGGCCUGUUGAAAACUUGUAUAUUUUUUGCUACUAUAAGAAGGGAUUUCAUAUCUUCUCUUCCAAGGUUCCCGUGCCAGCUGAAAUCAUGUUUCUGUGUCCUUAGAUGGUCUCUUAUAUUUUGCUCUCUUUGUUCUUGACAAGCCUCUUCUUUAAGCAGGAAAUGGAGCUUUCAUUGAUAGGAUUGCAAAAUGCGGGGAAAACAUCUCUUGUAAAUGUUAUUGCUACUGGUGGAUACAGUGAAGACAUGAUACCAACAGUGGGAUUUAACAUGCGCAAAGUGACUAAAGGAAAUGUGACUAUAAAAUUGUGGGACCUUGGAGGUCAACCCAGAUUCCGCAGCAUGUGGGAGAGAUACUGUCGUGCAGUUUCUGCUAUAGUUUAUGUUGUUGAUGCUGCUGAUCCUGAUAACCUCAGCAUUUCAAGUAGUGAACUCCAUGACCUGCUGGGCAAGCCAUCGCUGAGUGGUAUUCCAUUACUUGUAUUGGGGAACAAGAUUGACAAGCCCGGUGCCCAGUCCAAGCAGGCUUUGACUGACCAGAUGGGAUUGAAAUCAAUAACUGAUAGAGAAGUAUGCUGCUAUAUGAUCUCGUGCAAGAACUCCACUAAUAUUGACUCAGUCAUUGAUUGGCUUGUUAAGCACUCGAAAUCAAAGAGCUAAGGAUCACACUUUUUUGUAGUACUGAUUUGUAUGUUAACUUUGUGAGGCUAUUGGUUUUUUCUGCUGGUUUCUCCAGAGUUCUCCUUGUAUUGUAUAUUAAAUUAUUAUUGAAAGAGUUCUUACAUGUUUCUUUUUUUCUUUUUGGGA